AUGGUGGUGGAGCACGCAGGCGCACAGUCGGCUGCCGCUGAUCUGAUUUUCAACAUCAUGGAGGAGCAGCAGACGGGCACGUUAAUCGGGAGGUUAUCGCAGAACGAGAUCCUCUUUAGGGGCCUGACACAGUCGCAGCGACAACAGCUGAAAUACGAAUCCUCCGUACUUCCCGGCACAGGAGUCCGGGCGAGUCGUGCUGGAGUUGUCGAGCUGGCCACGGUGGGAACGGUGCUGAAGCUCAGCGGCGCUGCCGACCGGGACUACGACAGCAACAACACCGUCCAGCGCUACGCCUUGACUGCAUACACCGACGUCUUCGCCAUCUCCUCUUCCACCAACCUAGACGGCAGCUCGCUUCUGGACCUGACGCUGCUGCAGCCGCUAGACCGCGAGACGGUCAGUGCAUAUUCCUUCGCAAUCGUGGCUUACGAUGGCGGCUCGCCCCCGCUCAGCGCCGCCCUGGAAGUGGAGAUUCGCGUUAGCGACGAGAACGACAACGCUCCGGUCUUCCUGAACAGUUCGUACUUUGUGGAGAUUAGGGACGAAGUGAUUCUUGACCAGCCCUUGCUGCAAGUGUCGGCGCGAGACAUGGACGAGGGCGCAAACGGACAAGUGAUGUACCGGUUCAGCAGCCUGCAGCGCGAGCAGAUGGAGCAGAAGUUUCACGUGGACGAGACGAGUGGCGUCAUCACUGCUAUGUCCCCGCUGCAGGCCGGCCGGCAGAAUUUCAUCAUAGAGGCCCUGGACGGGGGGAGCCCCCCUCUGAAAAGUCAGACUGUCGUGACCAUCAACGUAGUCAGUUCCCGGAACAACCCUCCGUCUGUACAGAUCAACACCCUCUCCAAUGGCAGCAAUGCUUUCGUGGAGAUUCCGGAAGAUUCUGUCCCUGGCGCUUUCAUCGCUUUCAUCGUCGCCGACGAUCCGGACUAUGGGUCCAGUGGAAGUGUGUCAUGCUUGCUGGACAACCGCCUCCUGCGGCUAGGGACUAUCCAGGGCAAAGGCUACACGCUGACCCUGCAAGGCGGUGUAGAUCGCGAGAGGCAGGAUCGGUACAACGUGACCGUGACCUGCUCAGACAAAGGGGACCCACCCAUGUCCACCUCUAAGUCGCUUCUCCUCAUCAUCACGGACGUCAACGACAACGCACCAGUUUUCACACGCCUGGUGUAUUCACAGACUGUGUCCGAGGGCAUCUUCUCAGAUCGAUUUCUGUUGAAGGUCACUGCCGAUGACAUCGACUCUGGCAGGAACGCUGACCUCGUCUACAGUCUUGAACCCUCCGUCAGACAGACGUUUAGGGUCGACCCCAGCACGGGACAAAUCUCCGCCACGGGGGAGCUGGACAGGGAAACGACGCCGUUCAUCAGUUUCAGGGUCUUCGCCAGGGACAACGGAGACCGGCCUUUGACGGGGACUGCGGAGGUAAGGAUCACCCUUAGAGGAUGUCAACGACCAGUUUCCGAUGGCGCAGAGCCGUUUCAGGUGGAGCCCAACGGAACAGUUUGGAGCAGUGGAGGGCUGGACCGAGAACUACGGGACAGCUACACCUUCACUGUCAUGGUCCGCGACAAGGGCACGCCACCCAAGACCACCUACGCCAGCGUUGUCGUAACCGUCCUCGACGUUAAUGAUAACGUACCCAUGGUACAGUUCCCGCUGAGCGACAACCACACCGUACUCAUCUCCACCCCACCAGAGCCCGGCAUGGUCCUCGGCCGCAUCGUUGCGUACGACCCUGACCUCGGCCUGAACCGUGAGCUUCGCUUCGCCAUCGUGGAAGGCGACGAGGACGGCGCCCUUGACAUUGAUCCUUUUCGAGGAGAGGAGCACCAGCGGAAGCGCAAAGCCGACGACUACAUCAUCAUCGUGGCAGGGGUCGCCGGUACAACCGUUGUGCUCUCAGCUAUCAUCAUCGCCGCCAUUUGCUUUAUCUUUCGUGAGGAUCGAAGACAGAGAACUAAACACGCCCCUAGCUCCGGUCGAACAGGAAGCAGCGGCAAUGGCGGUUUCUUCCGGAAUUUGAACGUCCCAGAGAACCUCAGCGACGACGAGAAGCUGAGGCCCAACUACGACGACGACCUAGAGCUGAAGUGCAAGCCGGACACGCGUACAGAACGGAGAAAGGGUCCCCGAAUGGCGCAAGCGUAUCGCAGCAGCGGAGGGAAUCACUAUGGACUUAUGGGACCGGGCGACAGAGGAGAGUUCUUGAAGCAGCAGCAUUCUUUUCUGGUCAGACAGUUGGAUGAGGUCGCCAGUGAUGCCAGUGGCGACUCCGGUACAGGUGACAGCGGGCGAGGAGGGAGCGAAGAUGAUGUCAACCUUGAGCAUUUCUUGCAUGCGGAGAGUCGCAACACACUGAGCACAGGAAUGACCGGAUUAUCCCCCGCUCCUUCAGCUCCGCCGACAGGUGACAUUAGUCGCUUCCCGCCGCCCCGUGCGCCGAAGGGAGAGAAACUCCAAGCCCUACCACGUCCGGUUCGACCUUCCGCCACCGAGGGCAGCCUGCGCUCACCACGUGAUGCCACCUUGUCCAAUCGCAGAAGUCAGCCGUUUGUGGCAUCGUCCGCGGCCAGAGAGAGUCCCGCCAUCUUCGCUCGGGAUUCAGCGGGCUUCGUGUCACCAAGCUUUCGGCAGGUGUCUCUUUGCUCGGACCACCCGGACAGCCCUCGAGUGCUAAGCACGUUCACCACCCAGAAGCCGGUGUCCUUCACCUUCCAAAAGCCGGGUGGCUCAGCUGCAUCGAUGGAUGAGGACAUGAGCACGACCACUUCCGGAAGCUACACGGUCAACCCGGAGGAACUGCGCAUGGAAGGCUACGUGGGAGGAGAUGUUGUCGUGUAGAUUAUCAGGCAAACUGACAGGGGACGAUGUUUAAAAAGACAAGAAUGCUUUUGGCAAAGAAUUCUUCAUCUUUUUACAGGCAUUGUAGUCUUUUGCAUAACAAAUACCCAAAAGAUGAUUGAGUGCUUGCACCAAAAGAUUGAAAGGAAAAAUCCGACCGAAGGUUCAGCAGCAUGUGGUCCGAAGAUUCAGUGAAACUGGGUGUGACAAAACCAGUGAUGGUGUUCAGACUUUGAAAAGGGGGCCUUACCACAGUGACAAGGUCGUCGAUGAUGUAACAUAAAUGGAGUCGAGAGUUCUUUCGCCUUUUUUAAAAAAAAAUGGAUAUUGCUAGAACGCAUGAUUUUCCUGCCAGCGACUUGUUUUGGACACAAGAACCGAAAGAACUUUAACAGGACUGGUUGACGUGGACCAAGGACUGGUUUUCGGAGGAUUAAUCAAACACGAAAUGCCCUAAUGGUCAGCGAUAUUAGAGCGCACCAAGCGGCAAAACCUCUGACUGAAGGAUUGGAUACGAACGCCAGGGAAAAGGACAAGAUCGUUUUAACCAAACCCUCAAACCCUUUCCCCGCAUCUCACCUCCCACAGAGAAGCAACAACGUGGAGUACGUUGUGAGUAGGAAGACCACGUCACGAGCCUCGUCUUGACAUAAUACACUCGAAAGUGCGAGAAGACAUAAAGUUAUGGCGAGAAUUAAACAAAGAUAUCGACAUUUUCUUGUCUUGUGUGGUAGCCUGUGGAAGGUCAGUGGAGUGACUCUGGUUGCAGCCAGACCUGAAAAAGUUCAAGGAGCAGGAGAAUAUAUGGUCGUCGCGUUAUUCUGAGAAAAAAAUGAAAGGUGUCGUAACCAAGCCUCCCUUUAUAAACCCUGCAGUCACAUUUUUAUUAUCAUUUUUUUUUUCUCGUCGGCCACUAUCGUUUCACCAGGUGUCGCAGUCACAAGACCAUUCUGAUAGCAGCGCUGGCACCUGUCGGCGGUGCACAUGGCGCAACUCUCGUGACAGUGUUUUGACAUCAUAAAAGACUCAGUUCGACUCUUGGAGGAUCUAAAAAUAUUUCCUGCCAGAGGAGGACGUCAGAAGCGGGAGCGGCAAUGAUUAGUAGCAGACCGUCAGGAGCUCCGUCAUCCAUGCCUCUGGUAAUGGCGGCUUAUUAAAUGGUCGAGGCGGUCCGGGCCUCGCAAUGACUGGCGACCAAAGAAAGAAAAAAAAAGCUGGGCUUGUUUUAUGGACCGCGUUAGGUACAGAAAUACAUUCUGUGCGCGGAUGAUGACAGCUGACAGAAGGUAAAGAAGGAAAGUAGGGGAAUGAAUUAGGUCUCUAUAAUAGCCCAUUAACUGUGCAAUCGUUAAUUUUGACCUUUACUUGCAGAGCUGACCUUUCGCCUUUCACGAGAAAGAAGGAAAAAAAAAAGAAAAGAAAAGAAGAGAAUGUGGAGGAGAUGAUAAAGGACAGCUGAUCUAACGAAAAAAAGGAGAGAAGUGACGGGUUUAGAAACGUGCGUUUUUAUGUUGGAGCUAGCUAUCGCUUGUUGUGAACAAAAAUUCCUCUUCUUUUUCCCUUUUUGCCGAGGUUUAACAAAAUGAUGUGGCGACAACCAGGACUGUCACUGCAGAUUCCCGAUUGUUUUAUUUAAGCAUGCUUUCGAGUUCGGCCAAAGAAGAAACACUUCAACCAAUCGUGUUUGACGAUUCAAGAAGAUCUCGCCAAGUCGCUCACGUGCCUGCGCGCCUCGACACGCACAAACGAGCGAGCGAGACAAAGAAGAACGUUCCAGCAGGCUUGUGACGUCACGGGCACGAGCCCACUGCGCAUGCGCCGCCGCACGUGCGUUGACGAGGACGCCUUUACCUGAAGUCUCGCGUCUUAAGCGAGAGACCACGAGAAGAGAGCUCCGCUGUGAAGAGAGUUGUCGAGGACAUGCUGUGUUCAUCAUUUCUAGCUGCAGUAUUCGACGUGUUUAUCGUCGACAUCUUCUUUCACGUCGACAAGAUAAAUCCGUGGGGUCGUCGCCCCAUUUCUCUGCAAUAUUUCCCCUUGCCCAUUCAUCUCUCCCUGCGUGAGUGCGUUCGUGUGUAUGAAUGAAUGAAUAAAUAUACGUGUUUCAUUUUUUUUUCUGUCCGAUAUCGUUUGUUCAUUUGCCAAUCCGCUGUAGACGAUGAUCGCGGUCAAGGUGAAGGAAUUGUUAGCGGUGUUAAAAUCUACAGUUAAAGCAAAUAAUUAACUUUUGUCAGUUAAAGCCAGUUUUUUAAUGACAUUGCUGUGCUUUGUAUUAAUAUUGUACGCAAAUUUCUUUAAGCCUGUUGUCGAAGCAGCAAGAGAAGACUCGCUCUGACCCAACCUGCUGAGUCGAGGUUUUUAAAAAAAAAAAAGUUCUUUUUUUGUUGUUGAAGUAUCUUGAUGAAGUCUUUGAUGUAACAACAUAUUUUUUAAAAUUCAGUUGACUUCUGCUUCUGCAUCUUAAUAAGGAAGUGAGUGAUUGUGUGCAGGUGACUUUCUGCACAUUUAUGUGUGUGUUUUUAUCUCCAUCAUAAACCUUGUCUUCCUUUUUGCAUAAUGCCGACAGCGAGCUCCUGUCAGAGAGAGAGAAGGGCGAUUGAUGUGUGGGUGCGGUCGAUGAUGUGUGUGAUGAGGUCCUCGGUCUGUGCUGCGCACACAGCCGGCUGACCUGUGCUGCCAUAAAAUGUGACUCUUUGUCUUACAUGCUUUUAUGACAUGCGCGCGCGCAAGGCAGUUAGUGACGUCAUCGUCCGCGUGCCGCUCAUGUGAUCUACCCUGAAACUUCAUUGAUCUCAGUGGCGGUUUUUUUUUAAAGUAAAACUUGCACGUGCUUAUUGAUGGCGGCUAUUUUUAGUGCGAAGAUGCAAAUGCCAUCUUGCAAGAUUCCAAGAAGCCCUGAAAAUGAUGUGUAGGCAAGGGAAAAAACCGUGUUCUCCUACUUAAGGCAGCAAAACCACAUCACCAUUUGGUAUUGUCGAUAUCUCAUUAUCCCCACAACGUCCCCCGUUCUUGAUGUUGUCAUCGUCUUGAGUUUAUCAUUGCUUCUGACUUUAUCAGAACAUUUAUUUCGCCAGUGACAUGUAACUAGAAUGUGGCGCAUAAAGCAGAAAUAAUUGAAACUAAAUGUUCCCUGCAAAAGGGGGUUUGUCGGUCUUCGAUUUGUCUUUAUUAUUGCAGUCAUGACGCCUCAUCAUAGAAACAUUAAUGUGUUUGAACAUGGAUAUGGAGACCACUUUUUGGGGGGGUAAUUAUAUUCUUGUCAAGUGGAUUUAAUCACGUGGAAAAUUGGAAAUAAAUGUUUUAUUGAAUCCUU
Pomacea canaliculata is the source of this 6157-nucleotide messenger RNA. RefSeq names its product protocadherin-11 X-linked-like. Gene Ontology annotation, molecular function: calcium ion binding. NCBI's taxonomy places the organism in Eukaryota, Metazoa, Mollusca, Gastropoda, Architaenioglossa, Ampullariidae. Gene Ontology annotation, cellular component: plasma membrane. The record is from RefSeq and is a predicted model, not a curated record. Gene Ontology annotation, biological process: homophilic cell-cell adhesion.